UUCACUGUAGUUAAAGUAGUUAAUAUUUGCCAGAUUAGCUUGAGGCAUUUCGAUGUAGCGUGGUGAUAACAGUGGCACAGCAUGCUUACACAGAUGAAAUAAGACAUACUCAUGUCCAAUGCUUUUCACAGAAACACACCAUCAGCACGGUUACUCUUCAACCUGCAAAAUCUUAUUUUACUAAUGCCUUCUACACAUUAUGUUGUAAUAGUGCAGGAAGUGAUUCAUUUUAGACAUACAAAUGUAGUUCUACUUCAAAGUGCUUUAUCACUUUUCUGUUUCAACUUUACGUACAGCAAGUGGGUAAAACUUCAACAGCAUGUAGCUGUAUGAAUUAGCCCCAUGGGCUCUGCCCACUGUGGUAGCAGAUCUAUUUGUCAGCAGAAUUUCUUCUCACAGCCUACUCUUAUCAGAAGACAGAUGCAAUUACUAAGCUAAAAUGCAGCGGUCGCAGGCGAAUGAAGAAGUUGAGCUGAAACUGCGAACACUUCAUCCCGGCACUUAGCAGCAAAACUCAGUCAAGAGAGGAGGAAGCAGGUGAAAUUAAAAAAAAAAAAAAACCAAACAAAAAACCCACUUGGUCAUGGGGAAAUCAGCUUCCAAACAAUUUGCUGAAGAAGUCUUGAAAGUACACAAUGACUACAGGAAGAAACAUGGAGUCCCGCCAUUAAAACUCUGCAAGAAGUUAAACAGAGGAGCCCAACAGUAUGCAGAAGAACUGGCUACCACGAGGGUCCUCAAGCACAGCUCCGAGUCUGCUAAUGGGAAUUGUGGAGAAAACCUAGCCUGGGCAUCCUAUGACCAAUCAGGAAAAGAUGUGGCUGAUAGAUGGUACAGUGAAAUAAAAAAUUACAGCUUUCAAAACCCAGGGUUUUCUUCUAGGACAGGUCACUUUACAGCAAUGGUUUGGAAGAACACAAAAAAGAUGGGCGUUGGAAAGGCAUCUGCUAGUGAUGGCUCAACGUUUGUGGUGGCUAGAUAUGAUCCAGCUGGAAAUGUAGUAAAUCCGGGCUAUUAUGAAGAAAAUGUUCUUCCUCCAAGAAAAUAACUUAAUUUUUUUUUAAGGUAGUCUUAUUGCAUAAUGACAAGUGAACAUGGAUUUGGACCUAACAGUGUUGAAAUGAAGCCCAAUAGAAUGAAAUCUCCUGUUUGAUACUGCUGUUCACGUCUCUGUGUGGAGGAAGCAAUUACAUGUUGCUUGAGUCAAUCUGAACAUCAGGCCCCUGCUGUUUCUGAAUUUAUAUGAGGAUGAACUAUAAGCAGCAUUUCUGAAAGAUAAAAUGGGUAAGAUUUUUUUUUAAUUGUUUGCAUGAACUCUGUAUCAGCAUGUAAGUAAGCACAUGUUGGAUAUCUAUUUUUUUUUUUAACAAACAAAUGUAUAGCUUCCUGUAAACUGAAGAUACCAGCUUAUAAUUAUAUUAUGUACUCCCAGCUGUCCAAUAUUUUUUAAUAACUGUACCUUCAUUGCUGUGUCUUUACCUCCUGCUAUUGUGGGACCUACUCUCUGCAGAUGGAACACAUGCAAAACUUCCUGCAUGAAAGGUACAUGUGUAAAAUGUAGUAGAAUUCAGACCUGUGUGUUUUUAUUAAGAGGAUCUAGCAGAACACUAAAAGGCUGCUGGCAAAACUGUGGCCAUCAAGCAAGCUGUAACUAAGGCAUGAUCUAAGACAACCACUAAACUUUUUAAAUCCCAUUUUAGAUGCUGAUAUAUAAAAUAUGUUUGAGAUGAGUAUGUUUUAAGUUCAAAGUGCAUCCUACAGUUUACAGUAGGUACCUUGUAUUAUAAUAAAAUUGUUUAUUUCCAUUGCAUAAAAAUAAGAUUCUACUUUUUUGAUAGUUAUGCACAAAAAGUUUCUUUGAUGGUGUACUUUGGAUUUUAUUUCUCAGUAACUUAUUUUUAAGGAGUAUCUCUUAAGGGUGUCAUGCUAUACAGGCACUAACAUUCCCAAAUCAUCUCAUAUCCUUUAUUAAUGUAACAGUAGGGGUGUUCACAUUGUCAUAAUUGAGAUGUUUGCUCUUUAUUCAUAUUAUUCAAUAAUAGUACUAUUUCAUGUGCUGGAUUGAUGCCUUGAAAAAAAUGAAGAUUUAAUUUCCUUAAGAACAAGCCAAGCAAAAAUUCUGAGGACACUCUUUUGCCUGAUUAAAUGUGGAUUGGGCCAUUUUGGCCAGGUUCAAAUACUCUAAUUCAAUUUGGGGCUUUGUUUUCUUUGUAAAAGUUUCACUUGACUUUUGCUGGGAUUCUGUAUGCCAUAAUCUGGUUCAUGGUCAGUGCCAUUACAGAAACACUUCUUUUUGUUUACACAGUUGUAAUAAACUGCACUCUUAUGGCUUGAGUAUAUGUCACUGUGAUGCUGUUUGUUACAUUUUUUUUGCUGUAACCAAGAAUUUGACACAUAUCAUGAACAACUGAAAAAUAAAUAUUUUUGAAUAUGAACUA
Molecule: messenger RNA, 2438 nt
Organism: Motacilla alba alba
Lineage: Eukaryota; Metazoa; Chordata; Aves; Passeriformes; Motacillidae
Gene: GLIPR2
Product: GLI pathogenesis related 2
Exons: 6
Coding region: 584-1048 (154 amino acids)
Cellular component (GO): extracellular region
Source: RefSeq, a predicted model, not a curated record